Molecule: messenger RNA, 2900 nt
Organism: Polyodon spathula (Mississippi paddlefish)
Lineage: Eukaryota; Metazoa; Chordata; Actinopteri; Acipenseriformes; Polyodontidae
Gene: ccny
Product: cyclin Y
Exons: 11
Coding region: 718-1764 (348 amino acids)
Biological process (GO): regulation of canonical Wnt signaling pathway; regulation of cyclin-dependent protein serine/threonine kinase activity
Cellular component (GO): plasma membrane; cytoplasmic cyclin-dependent protein kinase holoenzyme complex
Molecular function (GO): cyclin-dependent protein serine/threonine kinase activator activity; protein kinase binding
Source: RefSeq, a predicted model, not a curated record
UCUUUGGUUCACAGCCGCAGCCAGCCUCCCGCAGCUACUUUUUAAAGCUGCGCUGGAUUUGUACACAUUGUUGAGGGUGGAGCUUCGUGACGUCAUGCAGCAGCCCUCGCACAACGCGCUUCUGUGCAGAACUGUGCAAAUAUCUGCAGAACUGCGGAAAUCUGUGCUAGAAGAAUGCACCCACGAUAUCGUUAAUCUGACUGCUUUGUUACCACCCACUUGAACCGGAACCUUUUUCAAUCAAAAUACUUGGGGCUGCGCUGCCUGUGUUUGCUAUGUGCACCGAUAGGAGCUGCGCCGCUUGCAACGUUUCGUUAAUUUCCUCCACUUGUCAUAACCAGAUUCACAGGCUUCAAAAAUGACAAUGAUACAAUAGCAGAUCAUAGUCUCUUAGUUAUAUAUGGGUACAGUCGCAAAAACUGCUGCGUGGGAUGCGCACAUUUCACAAUUUGACUAAGGUUUUUGGGAGAGGGUUGAAAAAGGAGAGAGAGGGGAGAAACUUGAUUUCUUUUUUUUUCACCAAUUCGCAAAUGGCUUUCCACGGCUGCUGCUGCGAACUAGGACCGGACGAGGGUGCAUAACAGAUCGGAUACUACAUUGAUGUGUUGCAGUUCCACUCUCGCCGCCCUAGUCUUGCAGUUAACAAGAGAUUCGUCUAUUUUUCCCUUGUAAUACCCAUCAUUAAUAAUAAUAAGGAAUAUACAAAUAAAGUGAAAAAUGGGGAACACGACAUCUUGCUGCGUAUCAUCCAGCCCCAAGCUGCGGAGAAAUGCACACUCGAGGCUGGAGUCCUAUCGCCCAGAACCCGAGCUAAGCAGGGAAGAUACUGGCUGUAACCUGCAACACAUCAGCGACAGGGAGAACCUAGACGAUGUGAAUAUGGAACAUAACCCCUCAGACCAUCCGCGAGCCAGCACGAUAUUCCUCAGCAAGUCACAGACUGAUGUUGCUGUGCCCUACAAAAAAGUGAGAGAAAAACGGAAGAGCCUUUACAUAAAUCAUCAUCCACCAGGGCAAAUAAGAAGAAAAUACAGUUCCUGUUCCACUAUUUUCUUAGAUGACAGCACAGUCAGUCAACCAAACCUCAAAUAUACUAUUAAAUGUGUAGCUCUUGCAAUAUAUUACCACAUCAAAAACAGAGAUGCCAAUGGAAGAAUGCUAUUAGACAUUUUCAAUGAGAAACUUCAUCCGCUUUCGAAAUCUGAACUGCCAUCAGACUAUGAGAAGCACGACCCGGAACAGAAGCAGAUAUACCGGUUUGUGCGAACUCUGUUCAGUGCUGCCCAGCUGACUGCAGAAUGUGCCAUUGUAACAUUGGUAUAUCUUGAAAGGCUCUUAACAUAUGCAGAGAUUGAUAUCUGCCCUGCAAACUGGAAGCGAAUUGUCUUGGGUGCCAUCUUGCUGGCUUCAAAGGUGUGGGACGACCAAGCAGUUUGGAAUGUGGAUUACUGCCAGAUCCUUAAAGAUAUCACAGUGGAAGACAUGAAUGAGCUUGAGCGCCAGUUUCUUGAGUUGCUGCAGUUCAACAUUAACGUCCCUUCAAGUGUUUAUGCAAAGUAUUAUUUUGACUUGCGGUCCAUGGCAGAGGCCAAUAACUUAGGCUAUCCCUUGGAGCCCCUAAGCAGGGACAAAGCACAAAAACUUGAGGCUAUCUCUCGGCUGUGUGAUGACAAGUACAAGGACCUGAGGAAAUCUGCAAAGAAGCGCUCCACCAGUGCGGACAAUCUGAAUGUGGUUAGGUGGUCCCCUGCCAUCAUAUCCUAGCGGUUCUUUAUUGUCCAUCCAGUUUUUAUCUGGGAGGAAAUGAGAGACCUUAUCAGCUCGGCUAGAUGCCUUUACAGUGCCUCCAUCUUGUGCAGCACAGAGGGAACAGAUUUUAGAUUUUUUUUUUUUUUUUUUAAAGAAAAAAGAACUCGAACUGCUUGAACAUCUUCCUUCGACUAUGAAGAGCAAAUGCAGCUGAGAUUGUUGAGAAUAAAAGAGAAAAAACAAAGAGAAGACAAAAUACUGAGGAUUAGAAGAAUGGAAAACAACUGUGCCAUUUUACAUAAACAUACCUUCCUGCAUGUUGCAAUGAGACUCACUGGGGUGAGCAGAGAGGGGACCGUGUGUUACACUUCAUUUAUUCCAAUGUAUACGUUUUGUGUUCAGAUUGCAUUCCUGCUGUAGUUUGCAGAAAGUCCUUUCUCAUGCACAAGCAGUUCAUAAACAGGUAACAUCAUUUUGUAGCGGUUGCAUUCAUUUUGUGUCUCAUUAGGCAUUCCUAUCUUUCUCAGUUACACAGUCUUAUGUUAUACAAACAUAGAGAUGUUUUUGACCAGCAUUGUUUAAAUCUAAUUUAUCUGAAUGUAUUCCCAACUGUGGACCACAAACGAAAAAAAAAAAUCCCUUUUCUUACAUGUCAUUUUAUUAAAUUUAGUUUAUGCUUCUCUGAUAUAGUCCAGUAUGUGUUUGAAAAUGUUUCCAAGACCUCCUCGAUGAACAGGCCAAAAAGUUUGUAUGUUUACCAUGAAAUAUUGGUGUUUAGCAAAGUAUUUGUUUACUAAGACACCUAUUUGCAAGUAAUAUAAACGUGAUUUUUAAAAAAUUAAUGGGGUCCUUCAUGUAAUUUUCAUGGACUUGUACUUGCUGGUAAGGCUUCUUUAGAAUAACCAUGAAGUGGCAAAAUAGUUCCCAGACCCUUUAUAAAUCUUGUUUCCAUGCUAACCCUUUGACUCGUGCUGUUAAAUCCAAUGCCUUUUGUAACCCCUUAACUUUGUGUCCAUGAAAAUCUGAUCUUUUUAGAUACUGAACUCUGCCGUGUUUGUGUGUGUUUGUUUUUGUGUCUGUAAGUGUGUUUGCAAGAAAAAAGUUACCCAUGAUCAAUGAAUAAUAUUAUAAAAAGCAUAAACAUGAAUUCA